AUGGCAGGCCGCGGAAGGGGUGGCAAGACAGGCACCCUCACGGCGGAGCAAAUGGCCAUGCUGGGAUGCACAAAGGAUAUGCCGGUGCAGACGGCGCCGCCACCUACAUUUCCGCCAGUUUUGAACAGACCCACUACCCUAGAAACAACCGCCACACAGAACUAUCAGCUCCUGUGGAAGGAGGACUUUCUGAACCGAAUGCGAGAUUCCCCCUAUUACAUGAUCUCCGCCAGUCGGGACGCUAAAAACUUUGAUCACAAGGACUGGCGAGAAAAAGCCAUGGAGCGCAUGAAGCUCACAGCACAACCCGAUUUUAACUACAAAGCCAUGCCCCAGGAGCUAAACAUCUCCAGUAGAAAACGUCGUGGAGCAGAUGCAAGGCCGAAGCUGCUGGCCAAGAAGACAAACAUCGAGGACAGACUGAAGGUUCUGGAGCAGAAGGAACUGAAGUCAGGUGGCGGUGAGCAGGACGAGAACAAGCAAGAGUCCGAUUCCGAACAGGAGGAGGAAGAUCCUGAGGCGGCGAUGGAUGAUGAGAUGGACGAGGACAACGACUACGGUGCAACGUACUUCGAUAAUGGAGAAGCAUUCAAUGAUGAGGACGACAACUUGGACGAUGGUCCUGUAUACUGAGACAAAUAAAACCAUCGAACUGAA
This is a messenger RNA of Drosophila mauritiana, 657 nucleotides long. RefSeq names its product DNA-directed RNA polymerase III subunit RPC7-like (gene Polr3G). The transcript is spliced from 3 exons. NCBI's taxonomy places the organism in Eukaryota, Metazoa, Arthropoda, Insecta, Diptera, Drosophilidae. Gene Ontology annotation, biological process: transcription by RNA polymerase III. Gene Ontology annotation, cellular component: RNA polymerase III complex. The record is from RefSeq and is a predicted model, not a curated record. The coding region runs from base 1 to 633 and encodes 210 amino acids.